CGCGAUGUCAAGGCAUUCGCGCAGUUGAUAUCUAUUCCCUUCUAUUCUGAACCCUCCAUUCCUGAGCGAAUUGGUACUUGUUCUGUGAUCACCGCGGCAGACAUGGCUCUACGUGUCCCGCAUCGACUCUUCCCCGCUGCAGCUCCCAAGAGUAUUAUUACUCCCGCCACGGCUGUCUCAGUGAACCAAAUCCAAGGAUUGCCCUCAUUGCACUCACCCGCAUUGCGAUAUCCUACCACUCGUGCCGCAUCCUCCUUCUCUGCCUCAUCUCUUCGUUUCCGUUGUUCUUGUUCUGGACCUACACAGAAGUCCCAGACACGGCAGAAGCUGCAGUGGCAAUCACUAUCACAGUUGCAGUCACAGGCGCGGACACGGCUGGAAUCACACCGGCGGACUAUGGCGACGACAUCGACGUCAGCACCUGCACCUGCAGCUGCAUCUACCCCAAUCGUCCCCACCGACGUUCCGAUCAAAUAUGCAGAAGGGGAGGACGUGAGACAGUUAUCGUCUGAGGUGAAGGCGUUAGUUGACAAUGGAUGGAGGGUCGACGAGGAAGGGAUGGGAGUGAAGAAAACGUUUUAUUUCAAGGGAUAUUUCAAGGCCGUGAGUUUCGUCAAUUUUGUUGCAGCGGAGAGUGCGGCGAAGAAGCAUCACGCUGUUAUGACCGUUAGAAUAGGAUCCGUCGAUGUCUACUGGACAACACAUCACCCGCGAGGCCUUACCCACAAGGACACAUCCUUGGCGAGACACUGCGAUAAGGGCGCAGAGCUGAUGGGGUCAGUGGAAGAGGGACAGGGACAAAAAUGCGGACCAGGACCUGGACAGGCAUAGGCCGUGCGCAGUCAGUCUCCUAGGUUAAUUGAGCUUGUUUGUGAUUCUGCUGCGUGGUUAUGCGGUGCAGCAGCGGACAGUGUACAGCGUAGAUGGCUUUGCGCGAUUCACAUGCUGGAUCGAGUGCCUAGUCAGAUUUUAGAGCGAGGUAAAAGUGCUCCAUGGAUAUUUUUAUGACCGGCUGGCCUCGAUCACCGCAGACCCCUUUUGCAACGAGUAUGAUCGAUGCACAUCCCUGGUCGUCCUGACUAGUGCAGUGGGGAGGCUCGGGCUGAUGGACGCUCCUGUUGGCUCGCAGACGGUGGAUUCGGGAAGGUGGAAAAAAAAAACGCAGGGGAAAGAUUGAAACAUUCAACGGUUUUCCCAUUCUGGACCUGGUUGUUGACAGGGCAUGGCUGUUGAUGUCGAUGGUCUGGAGGAGCAUGCAAUACAGCCUUCAUCCACGAUCAAGAGCAGACCAGCACGCGCCAGUUUCAACGGGACAUCAACAGUCCUCAUCAUCAUGAAGUUAUGGAUCCAUCUCAGCACGCGCCACCAGAGACGACACACAGACCGGUCGAUAUGAGCUAAAUCCAGAUUAUUCCCCGCCGUUGCUGGCUUUGUGGACCGGAUUCCUGGAUGCUGGGAGAGAGACGGGAUAAUCCUCCAGCCCUGGACUAGCCUGGACAAUUAAUAUGAGCAAUUCGGUGAUUAUCAUCGACCAGACGGCCAAUAAUAAUACUAUCGCAGAGUAUCCUUUUGAUGAUCAGGAG
Monascus purpureus is the source of this 1583-nucleotide messenger RNA. The record is from the annotation of a GenBank genome assembly. NCBI's taxonomy places the organism in Eukaryota, Fungi, Ascomycota, Eurotiomycetes, Eurotiales, Aspergillaceae.